UUUAGUGGGUUGUCUCUCUCAGCUCAGGACAUUUUCACUUUUGCUUUCUAAGGGGCAGGGCUGUGAAUUCGGAACUAUUCAUAUUUAUGUGACUAUACAUAUGCUUUUCCUUGCAGUUGAACAACUCAUAAGCUGGUCUGCUCUUGUCUCAUCUGUUUCAACAUUACCACUUCAGGUUUUUAGGGAUCACCAUGGAAAAUCCACUGGAUCAUGAAUCAACUGAUGAGAUUAAGAAAGCUCUGGAAAACAAUGAUCAAGCCUUAGCUGUUUCUAAGAUCAAGGAGUAUUUGGAAAAGAAGACAAACACUCCACUACAUAUUGGUGUCACAGGAGAGUCCGGCUCUGGUAAAUCCUCCUUUGUUAAUGCCUUCAGAGGCAUAGAUGACAGGGAUGAACUAGCUGCCCCUACUGGUUGUGUAGAAACCACCACAGUGGUCACACCAUACCCCCAUCCAAACUAUCCCAAUGUUACACUGUGGGACCUACCUGGUAUUGGUACCACCAAGUUUCCAGCUCAGAAGUACCUGCAACACAUUGGAUUUGAAAAGUUUGACUUCUUCAUCAUCAUCUCGGCCACUCGCUUUCGAGAAAAUGAUGUGAAGCUCGCUAAGGAGAUUCAGAAGAUGGGGAAAAAGUUCUACUUUGUUCGCUCAAAGAUCGACAACGAUUUACAAGCUGCGCAAAGAAGUCAGAGGCAGUUUGAUGCAGAAAAGACUCUUACGCUAAUCAGGGACAACUGCAUUCAAGGUCUUGAACAAGAAGGUGUGAUGCCCCCUCAAGUCUUCCUGGUGUCCAGGUUUGAUCUCCAACUGUAUGACUUUCGUCGCUUAUGUGAGACCUGGGAGAAAGCUCAGCACAAGAGGGAUGUUCUGCUGUUUGCCAUGCCCAACAUCAGCCUGGAGAUCAUCAGUAAAAAGAAAGAGGCUUUCCAGGACAAAAUACAAAAGUAUGCGUUUAUAUCAGCAGCUGGUGCAGCUGUCCCACUCCCUGGGCUUUCUGUUGCUCUUGAUCUAAGUGUGCUGGUUGGUGUUGUCACACAAUACAAAGUUGGCUUUGGUCUCGAUCGCACAUCACUGCAGAGGCUUGCUGAUACUUCAGGUGUGCCAUUGGAUGAUCUGACUGCCACCAUCACAUCACCUCUGGCUUUACAGAAGAUAACUCCUGAUCUUAUCUCAAAGCUGCUUCUUCAGUCUUCAGUCAUUGCUGCAUCAAUGGCAGCAGAGGAAGGCUUCAGAUUUAUUCCAAUAUUUGGAGCCAUAGUAGCAGCAACCCUCUCUUACAUGGUAACUGCAAAAGCUCUUGAAACUUUCCUCGACAUGCUUGCUGAGGAUGCCCAGAGGGUGUUUAGAAAGGCCCUGGGUCUGAACACCUCGGUGUGAUGGUGCAUAGUGAGCGCCAGUGGCAUUUGACGGCACAUUUAAAACUGCAGCACACAAAUAUAUCUUUGUAAUACUUAAAGGCAUAUAAUCUUAUACUUUCAGGUGAGACAGUUUAAAAGGAGUUUUUGAUAUUUUUUAAUGUGCACAAAACAUUGCUUUGUAAGAAUUUUAGUUUUGUAUUCCAGCUGUGCAUUUUAGCAAACAUGUAACAAACAUUUUACUCCUUGUAAUACAUAAAGGAAUAUCAUCUUAUUGUUUUGUAAAAUAGCUUGUAAUGAAAGGAGCUUUUGAAUUUUCCAAAAUAUAGCUUGGUAAUCAAACUGCAGUACUUUGUACAAAUCAGCUGUUGAUGGAUUCUAUAGAAAUAUUUCUGUAUUCUCUCUUCAUCUAUUUUAAAUAUAUUUACAUAAAUCAUAGUUUUUUAUUCCAUCCAGUGACCUCUGUGCAGGUUUUACUCAUUUAACUGCAUAUUUUAAGAAAAACAUUUUAUGGCUUAGAAGCACAUUUUAAUAUAGAAAGAAACAUUAUUUUAAUAUAAAACAGCUAAUACUUAUUUCAGUGAUAUUAAUGAUUUUAAAUGUUGCAUAUAAAACAUAGCUCGGUAAUCAAACUGCACAUUUCAGUACUCUGCAUAAAUCAGGAAGUAAGACUGAUAAGACUGUUGCUGUCUAACUAUUUUAGAAAUGCUGAACCUUUGAAUCUUCAAAUAAAAUUCUUUAUUAGAAUGAUCAGAAAUGUGCUGUGUAGUGCUGAUAUAAAACACAUGAUGUUUCAUGAUUCAUGUUGAUGUUGAAUGAAUUCAUAAACAGUAUGACCACUGGAGCCUGUGAUGUCUGUGUACACCAGUGGAGGACAGACUAUUAGAAACACCACUGUCUUCUUGACAGACCAUUGUGAUGGGGGUCUACUGCCCCCCAGAGGUGAGAGUGAGGAGCUACAGCACCACAUCAUUCACAGGAAAUCAUAAAGAUGUCAACUAAUGUUUAUGAUCAUUAUUCUAUUCACUGUUGUUAUUAAUAAACAUUUUGGCACUGAA
Molecule: messenger RNA, 2415 nt
Organism: Scatophagus argus
Lineage: Eukaryota; Metazoa; Chordata; Actinopteri; Scatophagidae
Product: interferon-inducible GTPase 5-like
Cellular component (GO): membrane
Molecular function (GO): GTP binding
Source: RefSeq, a predicted model, not a curated record